Molecule: messenger RNA, 552 nt
Organism: Protopolystoma xenopodis
Lineage: Eukaryota; Metazoa; Platyhelminthes; Monogenea; Polystomatidea; Polystomatidae
Source: the annotation of a GenBank genome assembly
GAAAAUGUCAGCCUAAUUAAAGAAAUUAAUAAUCUCCGACGUGAGCUUAAGCAGUGCCGCACUCGAAUAAAGGAUCUUGAAGCCGCAUUAGGGCUAAAUCGGCGCGAAGGUGAACAUGCCAGAGAGCUACUUCAUCAAGUUGAACAUUCACAGCCAAACCUGAUGCUAGAGCGCGAGCUUAAUGAGGCACAACGCACUUUAGAGGCUCAGCAAGACUUAAUUAGGCAGCUCAACGAACGUUUGGUAAAAGCUGCUUCAAUUAAUACUCUGAAGACCUCACAGAUCCUUGGUGCAGCCAGCAUUAUCCCAAAGAGAACCAAGAAUGAAGAGGAUGUAGAUCAAGGCGAGGAGGCCAAUGACAUUCUGCAGCAAGUCAGCUUUCUAAACUCUGUUGGCAGCGCUGAUAUGGCAGCUUUGAACAUCCAACAGGCAUCCCACAACAACCAAAACAGCCAUACGAACAGUUCUUCGGCCUGUCAGCUUCCACCACUGGUUGAACAACCAGGUCACAUAGUUGCAUCUCUCCAGACCACGACUGCUUCUUCUUACUAA